This is a messenger RNA of Dromiciops gliroides (monito del monte), 6941 nucleotides long. It is a transcript of the gene QSER1, whose product is annotated as glutamine and serine rich 1. The record is from RefSeq and is a predicted model, not a curated record. The transcript has 12 exons. Bases 133 to 5325 code for a protein of 1730 amino acids. NCBI's taxonomy places the organism in Eukaryota, Metazoa, Chordata, Mammalia, Microbiotheria, Microbiotheriidae.
AACUACGGAGGAGGACAUUCAUCGCAAUCUGAAACGGAUCUUCUUCACAGACAGAAUUAUGGCACCUCUCAUCAGCUUCCUGGAUAUGCUGCCACACAUUCCUCUGGUCUUUCUGGAAUAUUUGAUACAAAUAUGAACAGUGCUGGCUCUAAUACUAAAGAAUCUUCAGUGAUGAAUUUUCUAUCUGCUAUUGAAUCCCGAACUGUUCCAGCCACUACUUCCGGAGCUACUCUUUUACCACAAUUCAGGGCUUCAUCCUGGCAGACAGGUAUGCAUUCCUCAACAGCAGCUGAGCUGUUUGUUACUGGAGCUUUGCCAACCACUGGAACAUUUCCAUCUACAUCCACUCUUUCCACUUAUCAGCAUCCCAACACUUUCAGCAAUAGAAACUUUGCUACCACCCCACCUCUGACACUUCAAGAUACAACUUUCAGCAACACUUCAAAUGGUAUUUUAAAUCCUCAUGACCCUUUGCUACAAAUCAAGGCUUCACAGGGUAGUAUUCCAACCGCUUUGGCUUUUGAACGCUUGGGCAGUUCUGUGUUAAGUACCAGUGUACCUCCUCAGUCUUCUACAUAUCGUUCAGCUCAAGAGUCUGCACCCCAUCUCUUACAGCCUCAGUUUAGCUUGCUGUCUUCACCCCUCGGAGGAGCCCAGCAAGCUUCUCAAGCCUAUAGCUCAUCAGUUUUUACUGGUUCUACUACAUCCAUUGAAAGAGUCCUUCGAGAAUGUAGUGUUAUUAAGCACCAUCAGCGGCCUUCCAAUACUCAGUCUCUUCAGGCACAACUGACUGGUUCACAGCAUUCCUUACCUAGUUAUUUUUCAAAUGCGAGUGUAGCUGAUUUCCAGGAUACAACCCGGCAGCCAUCUUUAUCUUGUAACCCAAUUGGAGAUUCUACUCAGGUGAGCAAUGGAGGACCACAACAGAAGACCUCCCAGGUCUCAGUGGGACUGGCUCAGUCUUACCCAUCUACAGUUCCAUCGCCCAGCUAUCUUCCUACUUCAGAAGUAAAGAACGGCUCUACAAAGCAACCUCCAAGGUCAACUAAGACCCCCAAACCUCCAAGUGUGAUGCCUCCUGUACUCAAACAAAGCUAUUCCAAAUCUUUACACAACCAGAGUUCUGUGAUAUCAGGCCAAGCACAAAUUUAUUCUACAGCCCAGCUACCCAGCCUUUUAUCAGUUAGCCAGUCCCAGAAUUAUGCUUCCACGCAGCCACAUGCUGUGCCGUCUGUCGUUCACUCCCAGGUUCACACACACAGUAAAGCUGAGAAGUUGCCACCCUUGUAUAAAACACUGACUUUUUCUGGGCAGUCUCAAACAGUAACUUCUGAAAGUCACACAAUUAGCUACUCCUCUGAUCAGCAGCAGGUUUUCUCUUCAGUUACACACGAGAACUACUCUGCUCAAACGAGAGCGAUUUCUUCAGUUAGCCAGUCUCAGAGCUACUCUUCGGGUCAUUCUCAGGGUUUAUCUACUGUCAGUCAAUCACAAGUUUUGUCAGUGGGUAGCCCUUCAGAAAAUUAUACUUCAGGUCAAUCUCUAACAUUAACAUCACCUUCUCUUCCAUUUUCUUCACCUCAAGUUCAGAAUUUGCCAGCUUCUAGUUCCACCCAGAAUUAUAUUUCUCAAAGUGCUCAGACCCAAGGAUCAUCAUCACCACAGUCGCAAACAUUUUUGCCAACUGCCCAGUCAUCUCCUUUUGCAUCCCCUGUUCAUUCACAAACCUUACAAAAUAAUAGAUCUUCCUCUGAUGUAAAAUCUUACCCUAAAAGGAAACCUGAUUCUACUAUGUAUACAUCCUCAAAACAAGAAGAUGAUUUUCCAGUGCAAGAUUUACAAGGGUUACAGCAGCCAGCAUCUCUUGAAUCACCAAACCACAGGUUGCCUGAUGGAGAAAUUAAUGCUCAAGAUCCAGCUUAUAGAAUUUCAAAGGCAGAUGACAGGUAUCCUCAGAGUGUAAUUAGAAGUAAUUCUUGCCUUGAAGGUCAAGUUGUUGGGGUUGCUCUACAAGAGCAAGAAAAAGAGGAAAGAAUGGUCAACUCUAUGACACACCUUACCCAGUCGAUUGGGCCAAUGCCUAAUGUGUCAAGCCAUGAUAUUAAGAAAGCAUCUAAUUUAAUGCAGACUUCACAAGUAAACACCAAUACAAAGGAAUUAAACCAGCAACAUCAUCUUCUGCCUAAGGUUCAUGAAGUACAGGUUCAAGAACAACAUAGUCAAGCCAUUCACUCUUCACCACAGAUUCAAAUUCAGACUAAUGCUUUAAGACAAGUCCAUCAGCUACCCCUGCCUAGUUCACAGGUACUUCUAGAGUCUGGGUAUGACUUGCAGAUUUUUCAACAAUCAAUUUUGCAGGCAGGCUUAGGCCAAGCAAAAGCAUCAGCACAAAUCCAGCCUGUUCAGAGUUCUCAGCAGAUAGUACAUCCAUUCCUUCAGAUGGACGGUCCUAUUCUUCAGAGCAGUGGUGGACGUUCUCAGCAGCAGCUUCACCCUCAGAAUUCUGAAGCUAUUAAAGUGGAUCUCUCAGAAUCUUCUAAAGCUUUACAACAACAUCUGGCAACAAAGGGCAUUUUUAAUCAACAUGAUUCAAAGAAUCAGUUUGUUCCCCUUGGUUCAAUGUGUUUUCCAGAGUCAAUACUUCUCAGCGAUGAGAGAAACGUUUUAUCAAAUGAUGACAUCUUAGCAGCUACUGCUGCAGCUUGUGGGGUUACACCAUCUGAUUUUGCCAAAUCAGCUUCAGGUGAAACACUUCCAACAGUUGAGAACGGUGAUGGCCCCAAAUCCCAUUUUCAGCAAUCAACAGAUAUUAGGCAUGUGACGCCAGACUUCAACACUCUGACAGCCAUGGCUGGAAAACCAGAGAAUCUAAACAAUAUUUCCUUAAAUGGAGGCCAAAUUACUAUAAAUCUUUCCUCCAUACCUAUCAUUCAUUCAAAGACUAUGAAUCUUGAUCAAAAGCAUCUUGAAACUCCUGAUCAAAAUAUCACCCCCUCAGCAAUUGAGGAGCAGCAACAAAGCUCUGAUACAGUGAACAAAGCCCCUCAUAUUACUAAUGAAUCGGAAGAGGACAAAGAUAUCCCUACUGAUGGCUUGUUAAACAACAGAGACCAGGAGUUUGUUCCUAGUAGUAAAAGUCUAAGUGGUGAAAGUGCUGUUUCAGAGAAUGAAUUUCAUAUGGCUGGUGACAAUUGUGCCACAGGGGCCCAGAACAAAGUCUCACUUCCUCUAAUGGCUAUGGCACAACCUGGGGAUAUGAUCAGUGUCAAGAAUGAAGAAGAUGACCCAGAUAUAAUGCAGUUCAACCUCCAGAAGAACAGACUUACAGGAAAAGGGCUAAUGAAGGAAGAUGAUAAUAUUAGCCAGAAACAGGUGAAAUGGCCCCCACAAAAUAAACGUCAGAAUUCCAGGGGCACAGAUACAUGCUUGCCAUUUUCCCCUCCUAGUUCAGAAUGUUGUCAUGAUGGGUAUCAGCAUCAGGAAAAGAUGAGACAGAAGAUCAGAGAAGUGGAGGAGAAGCAGCCAGAAGUGAAAACGGGAUUUAUUGCCUCUUUUUUAGACUUUCUGAAAUCUGGACCCAAACAGCAGUUUUCAGCUCCUGCUGUAAGAAUGCCAAAUCGAACUCGGCGGCCAGGGACCCAGGUUGUACGUGCACCGUGCCACGCUCCACUCCCAAAGACUUUGUCCACUUCACCUGCAGUGUCUGAAGCUGGGGGCUUUAGUCCUUCUAGAAAAAUGGAUGAACUCAAGAAAAACUUUGAAGCUUUACCUUCGUUUUCUUCUGAUGAUGAAGAUUCUGGAGGAUGUAGUAAUGAUCUUCAAAAGAGCAUUUCCACUGUUUUAUCUACUUUGGAUGAUACUUCUGAUAAAAAAAAUAAAUCAGUUGCAGAAGCUGCAAAGGCCACUGCUGGUACAAUGCCAACCCCUGCUGCUGCUGCCGCCGCCGCCACCAGUACUGCCACUGCCGCCGCCACUCCCAGUGCUGCUUUGAAGCAAGAGUCUGCACACCAAGCUACGUCCCCUGCAGGAAAGGCUCCAGAAAACACAAGCUCUGCAGACCCACCAAAGCUCUCAGGCCUCGGCCUUGAUGGCGUUUCUUCAGACCAGUUGGCAAAGGUCCAGGAAGCAGCUGCGAUAGAAGGAUGUACCGAAGAGGAGAACAGCGACAGUGGAGGAGAAGGGCAGUACCGAGAACGGGAUGAGUUUGUUGUGAAGGUGGAGGACAUCGACAACCUGAAGGUGGCUUUAAAAACAGGUAAAGAACCACCAGCGAUCUGGAAAGUACAAAAGGCUUUAUUGCAAAAGUUUGUUCCUGAAAUUCGAGAUGGGCAAAGAGAGUUUGCUGCUACUAACAGUUAUCUUGGAUAUUUUGGGGAUGCAAAAAGUAAAUACAGACGGGUUUAUGUAAAGUUCAUCGAAAACACCAACAAGAAGGAAUAUGUCAGAGUAUGCUCCAAAAAACCAAGAAAUCACCCAUUACCGACAUCCAGAACUAUUCAUUCUAAGCCAAGUGGCCCCAGUAAAGUUCCUGAUCCUGCAGCACCAAGAACAACAAAAGUCUCUUCUGUGAAAUCCAAAGCUAAGCAGCCAAAGACGAAGGCCGAGCCACCGCCAAAGAAGCGGAAGAAAUGGAAGCGAGAGCCGGAGUCUCCCCAGUCUGAUGCUUCCCCUGAGACACACACGAGCGCCAGUGAGGGAGAAGAAUUUGACCCUCCAGCUCCUUCCGUCCCCCGUUUUUUGAACACAAGGGCUAUGAAAGAAACCUUUAAGAGCUACGUGGAGCUGCUUGUGAGCAUCGCCCUAGAUGCAGACACGAUGCAGGCCUUGGAGAAGAGCAGUGAUGAACUACUUUUGCCGCAUAUGAAGAAAAUUGAUGGUAUGCUGAAUGACAACAGAAGACGACUUCUUCUGAGGCUUCAUUUGGAUCAGUCACUUAAGAAUGCUUUGGAAAGUUUUCCUGAACUAACAAUAAUUACUCGGGACUCUAAAGCAAAAAGUGGAGGAUCUAUUUCUAAAAUCAAAAUGAAUGGCAAAUCUUAUAACAAGAAAACACUUAGGAUUUCCAAAUCAACCACUAAACCAACACAGGAAUUUGCUGUAGAUCCAGAAAAAAUACAGUUGUAUUCUUUAUAUCAUUCUCUUCAUCAUUACAAAUACCAUAUUUAUCUGAGAUGUAAAGAGGAGAUUUCAUCUGUGCAAAAAAAAAAUGAAGAUUUAGGACAGGAAGAAAUUGUACAGCUUUGUAUGAAAAAUGUAAACUGGGUGGAGGACCUUUUUGAAAAGUUUGGAGAACUUUUGAGUUUUGUCCAGCAAAAAUGUUCAUAAUAUCUUCCAAAACACCAUUUUUUUCUACAUGUGGGAGGAUAUUCAAUUCAAAGAGAAUUUCCAGUUCUUCAGACAAUGCAUACCUUCUUCACUUAAGGAACUUGUACCUUCGUUCCUGCUGAGGAAAUUAGUCCUUUGUAAAUGGACCUAUAACACAUUUUUAUCCUGAUGAAUGAUUUUUGUAUUUUGUAAACUAUUGGGUAACAAUUAUUUUCGGAAAUGUUUUUUGAAAAACAGUAAAGCAUGCACUAAAUAUAAUUCUUUAUUGCUACAGAGAACACUUAAAUACUUUAGUUUUUCUUGCCUCUGGCUAAACAACAGCCUGCGGUGAAAGUAAGCGUAUAUUUGCAUUUACAUCUGGCCACCAAAAUAAGAGUAUUGUACAUUUUGUAAACAGCUAGUGUGUUGUGUCAUUCUGUAAGAGAAUAUUGCUGUCAUCAAAUUCAGAAACCACAUUCUGCUGUAUGGACUCCUUUUACUCUGAACAUAUUCAGGAAACUGGAUGUGGAAUUGGUGCAAUCCUUUGACUGCUUUUUGUGUCAAAUUAUAUUGUAAUGAAAAACAAUGAACUAUUACUAUUUUCCCUGUUUUGAAGAAAAGUAUUUUCCUUUAUACUCUGUUUUCUUUGGAAAAAAUUCAAUUGUACAUUUUAUCUCACUAAUAGUUGUAUUUUUCACAGAGAAAAUAUUGUGGUUAUAAUUGUUUCAUAUAUCUUUGUAAUACACUUUGCAUUGUUUCCAGUAAACCUUAUUCAUUUAUAUGUCGACUUCCUAUUGUAAACUCUCUCUAUCUUGAAGUAACUGAUUAGUUUAUACAUACUUGCUUCAGUGUUAACCAGAACAUGCAUUCAGUAUGAGACUAAUUUUGCAUCAUAAAUGUAGUUGUGUUAGACACUGCAGUUAUUUUCUGACAUAGGAAAAUAAAUUUCUUACUAAACUAGCACUUGAUUAACUGAUUUAUUAAAAUGAAAGCUUAACUAUGGCUUACUUUCUGGUUAACAAAUUGGUAAUUAACUUUAUUAGUAUAUGCAGUGUUGAACACAGCUUACAUCAUUCUUAGAACUGGAAGUGGUGGAGUUCUCCUUUUGGUGCCUUUUCAACCUUUAAACAUGCUUUUGUAGCUUUCUUUAGUUUUAAUAGCUCGCGUUUCAAAUAGUUCUGCUCAGACAGUGAAUGUAUUAGGUUCAACAUGAUAUUAUUUCUUAUUUUUGUUUGCCAACAGGAUGCCUUAUUUGUUUGGAAGAGAUUUACUAGUGUCACUCAGCUAUUUCCUUUUUUAAGAUUUUUAAGAAAUGGUCAAUUUACCAUACUUUUGUUUAUUUUACCACCGUUUAGUGCCUUAACUCCUGCCAAGAAAGCAGUCUUCACUGCUCAGUGCCCAAAAAAAGACAUGGUUGUGUAGCCAUUGCUAGUGUCUUGAUUUUGAAUUAACAGGCUAACAUAUAAUACUUAAAACCUCAGUAAAUGUGGCUGAAAGUUGAAGAUGACAAGCAAUUUGAUUUGUGUCAAAAUACCUGUUGCACUGGGGGGGGAAAUUCAGUAUUUAGUCUUGAAUACUUAUGUUGUUUAAAGCAAUAAUACUUAAAUGUUCAUACUCAAUUGGACACAAGAUAAAAA